This is a messenger RNA of Nematostella vectensis (starlet sea anemone), 2838 nucleotides long. Its product is annotated as glycosyltransferase-like domain-containing protein 1. The record is from RefSeq and is a predicted model, not a curated record. The transcript is spliced from 9 exons. Lineage: Eukaryota; Metazoa; Cnidaria; Anthozoa; Actiniaria; Edwardsiidae. Gene Ontology annotation, molecular function: glycosyltransferase activity. The coding region runs from base 26 to 1174 and encodes 382 amino acids.
UUUUUUUUUUUUAAAGAUUUUCAAAAUGGCGGACGAUGUUUCGGACUCGGUUUGUUGCCUCUCUAGUGAUAAUGUCUCUGAUAUGGCGCACAUCCUGCUAAUUGAACCGUUCUGUGGAGGAUCGCAUAGGCAGUUGAUGGAGAUCUUGGGAUCUCAAGUGUGUGGCACCGUGCAUUACUGCCUAUCCGCUAAAAAAUGGCACUGGCGAAUGAGAACUGGCGCCCUGUACUUUUCUCAAAAUAUCCCGAAAAAUUCCCGAUAUAGGAUACUCUUUGCUAGCUCUGUUCUAAAUCUAUCAGAGCUAAUUGCACUUAGACCAGACCUUGCCGCUUUGAGAAAGAUUAUUUAUUUCCAUGAAAACCAGCUAGUAUACCCUGUGCGUAAGCAACAAGAAAGAGACUUUCAGUAUGGCUACAACCAAAUUCUGUCCUGUCUUGUUGCAGAUGUUGUUGUUUUCAACUCUUUAUUCAAUAUGACGUCCUUCCUCAACAAUAUUGACUCCUUUUUAAAACUGAUGCCAGAUCAUAGACCCAAUGGGAUUUAUGAUCAGAUAAAACCUAAGUGCCAAGUGGUGUAUUUCCCUCUACAAUAUCUAGAUAUAUCAAAACUGGAGCUUGAAAAUCAGAACCCCAGGUCUUGUAGGCCUCUUCAUAUUGUUUGGUCACAUAGAUGGGAGCAUGACAAAGAUCCUGAGCUGUUUUUCCAAACGCUUUUUCAUCUAAUUGAAGAAGGUCUCAGCUUUAAUGUAUCCGUUUUGGGGGAGGGAUUUUCACAAACUCCAGAUGUAUUCCAUAAAGCUCGUCCACUGUUAGGUGAAAGAGUUCUUCAUUGGGGCUACCAAGAAUCAAGAUCAAAAUAUCUUGAAAUAUUAAAGGAUGCUGAUGUGGCUGUAUCCACUGCAAAGCAUGAAUUCUUUGGAGUUGCAAUGCUAGAAGCUGUACAGUGUGGCUGCUAUCCUCUUUGUCCUAAAGAUCUUGUCUACCCUGAAAUAUACCCAGAACAGUAUCUCUAUUCAACGCCAGGCCAGCUUGCAAAGAGGCUUCGUUAUUUAUGCAAAAAUCCUGGGUUUGCAAGACAUCACAAGACAGUGAUCAAUCUUGAAAAAUUUACUUGGGACGUUGUUAAACAAUCCUACAUGGAUCUUUUGGGCUUCGAUGAUAUAACUUCCAUUUGAGUAGUGGCAAUCCUUCACCUGCUCCAUCCCGUUUUAUCGGGUAAGCUGCCUCCUCAAGCCAUCCCAAGCCUACCUUUUAAUGAUCCAAAUAAUGUCACAGCGUGUGCAUCUAUAGCACCGUGUAAUGACAUGUCGUGUGUAUCUAUAGCACCGUGUAAUUACACGCCGUGUGCAUUCACAAGACCGUGUAAUGACACGCUGUGUGCAUCAAGGACGUCUGUAGUGACACAAGUCGUGCGCAUUUAUAAGCUCAUCUAACCCACCCCUUGACGGACAAUAAGUGGGUCAUUUCUUUUUAAAUCUUCAAAUGCAAUGCUUUUUCCUUAUGAUACCUGUGACUGCGCACUCCCCCCAUCUGCCAAUCCUGGGUACGCGCCUGGUUUAAUGGAACAGUUCACAAUAACUGUUGAAAAUGUAGGAAAAAGGAGGAAUGACAUUUGGAUAACCAUUGCUUAGCCAUCGUAACUUCUAGCGAGGGGGUCUAUUACUACAGCUACUACGUCGCUCUCUCUCUCCCUCUCCCUUCUAGAAUCCAAGGCGAGAUUGAACCAUAAUCAAACAAUUCUUCAAGACCUUUUAGUACAGCAGCCAGUGCUAGUGAAGUAAAUACGUAUGGAAGAGUAUCCGAAGUUUUCGUUCAUGCAACAUCUUCCUCGUAGAACAAUAUUACAUUUUCUGAAAACCGGAGUUAGAAACGCCCAAAGACGUCCUGAACUAAGAUAACCGCUGAAUCAAUUCGAUUCUGGUUGACACCUUUGUCAGAAGAAAGAAAAAGUAGGGCCAGUGCUAAGCCGGUGUGCAAACUGCCCCAACACAUGGCGAGCAUGUUGGUAAUAAGUUCACGCGUCACUGGCCUUUGAUGCAUAACCAAAGGCAACCCAAGACUCCAUCAUUUUUCUUGUGUUUUUUAAAAGGCAGCCCAAGAGUCCGCUGGAUUCCGGUUGGAUUCGGGUCUAUUGGUCCCCUGAAAAAAAAAACAAUGAAUUUAAUCUGAUAAUUAGAAAGUAGUACGUGGGAUGGUGUUAUGCAUGAUACAUUUCAGUCAUACAUCCUUUUCACGUCCAAAAAAUUGCGAUGUUUUCUUUGAUUUUGAAAGCGAUGCAAAUGGGCCCAGCAUUGCUGCAACAGCAAAGCUGUGAUCGGCUCGAAUGACCACGAGACAAAGGAGACGCUGGCAAACAGUUGGCCAAAAGUUUGAACUCAAUCAAAAUUUCGCCAACACUUGCCAGCACCAGUCAGCACCUCCCCAACACGGUGUUCAAACUGCGCCAGUAUUGCUGGGCCAACAUCUCGCCCAGCGUCUCGCCAGCCUGGCGCAGUUUGCACGGGGCUUUAGACUGCUGAAGUCAGAUUACUGCUCUGGAACCCACCCUAUGUUGUUUCGUAGACCACCGCCUUGUUAUUAGGAUGAAUGGUUCCGGUUCUUGAGCUUGAUUUUUAGACUCGUGCUAAUAAUAAUUGGAAGUGGGGCGUAAAAUCAGGGUACUUCUGGAAAUGAUAAAAAAAUAAAAAUUACUUGUAUAGCGCCAUGAACUACUUACUAGCUCUCAUAGAGCGCUUUACAAUUCUUACUAUAAAUAAAAUGUAGGAGAACCCGAGUUUUACUCAUGUUACCUGUAAAAACCUAAACUGCUAUGCUAUUUUAGGGCUACUUAUUGAUUUUG